UCAAUGAAAUAUAUCUUUUUAAGGCGUCAGCCAUAGACACAGCUUUCCAUCUCCGCAGCUUGGAUUGAGCGUCCCAAAGAAACUAGAGAUCAUUGCCAAGGUCCAGGACAUUGUUCCUUGUUGUGACAGAACUGCGAGUGAGUUCGUUGCCAAAAUCUGAAAACUUAUCAAUAACGUUGAAAUCGCCAUGGAACAAAAUAGUGACAUUACUUCAAAUUCAUCUUCAAUAUUGCCAAACGACCAAGGAUCCAAUCCAUCGGACUCGGAUGGCGAUUCAGAGGAUUUUUCUCGACGGCCCAAACCUCCUAGUUCGGAUGAUGAAGGCCUUGAAGCGCCGAAAACAAAGCGAAUCAAGGUAUUCUUAGAUGAUUCAAGUGAUGAUCAAGAGUCCGAGAUUGAGGAUGAUCCCGCAAAAAGGGAUUCAGAAUCUGACGCUGAGGAUGCACAAGGAGCUCAAGUGGAACGGAACAUCGUGGAUUCUUCGUCGGACGAAGAAAUUCUACAGGAGGAGGUCAAAGAAAGGAAAGAGGAGAUGGAACCCGAACCUGACCCAGAGUCAACCUCCAAAGGCGCCUUGGAUUUUGAUCUAAUGAUGGAACAAAAAAGGGCAGCCAAUCGGAGAUAUCGAAAGCGUCGCGACAUCGAGGUGAUAAAUGACAAUGACGAUGCCAUUGCGAAAAUGAUCGCAGACAUGCGUCAAGCCGCUCGAGAAGACCGAGAUAUGAAUGAGCAGCAGAUCCCGGCCACCAAAAAGAUUGGCAUGCUCGCCAAAGUCUUGGAGCAUCUGGCCAAAGUCGACCUUCAGCUAGCCUUUUUGGAGGCCAAUCUUCUCUCUGUGAUGACGGAUUGGCUGGCUCCAUUGCCUUUGGAUAAGGCCCUACCUCACCAAUCCAUCCGGAGUGCGUUUCUUCGGUACCUUUUCGAGAUUCAGAUUGAUGAUCUGUCGAGGCUUAAAGAGUCUGGAAUUGGCAAGGCUGUCAUGUAUCUUUAUCGACAUCCUCGCGAAACCCGCCCGAACAAGGAUUUAGCGGGGAAAAUCAUUAACAAAUGGGCUCGACCCAUUUUCAACGUGCGAACCGAUUUCUCAACCAUGACCAAAGAGGAGCGAGAGCUUCGUGAUCUGGAAAUGUCCGCCAAAUUGGAGCUCAAGAAGCGGAAUCGCACUAAGAACCAAGUCGUCCAUGUGGAGGAAAAUGAAACGUCAGGUUUAAAACCGGGUGAUCCGGGUUGGGUUGGCAGGGCUCGGGUUCCAAUGGUCAAGAAUCGGGAGUACAUCAACCGUCCAGAUUGGCAGUCCCAUGAGGAUGUGUCCCAAACGAAGAAGAAAGAGAUUAAUCUUCUAGAGAAGCAUAAGCGAAGUUUUGCCGAUCGGAAGAAAUCCACCAAAGCGCAACACGCCGUAAAAAUCAGUCUUGAAGGCAAGCACAUGGCAUUAUAGACUAAAAAAACCUUCUUCAAGUUGCUUCAAACAUCCUCUUCCUUCACCUGAACCCUUCCUGUCAAACUCAUUUUACUGCUCCUCCUCUUCCUUGUCUUUCGUCCAAGUUUUCCUGCUUCAUGCGUACUUAUCUAGGCCCAGGAGAAAUUUUUCUCUCACAUGGGCCGGCCAAUGAGAAGCGCUGGAAAGCCAGGUCCAGCCAAUGAGAAUGAUGCCAGGCCUACGCAGGUGUUAUGAACUCCUGGUAGUGUUUGUACUGUGAUAGAACCUGGAUAUGUGACCUCAUUCUGAGCAAGUCUGGUUUCUCCCUCGUCUACUCCUAUCGUAUAGAAUUGGCCGGAGAGAGGUUUCCACGUGCGUGUGUGAGAGACUGAGAGACUCUUCUUCACACACAUGAACGAAAUCUGUAUGUGGCGAGUGCAUGACAAGAAACGAACAGGAACAAAAAAAGGAGCUCGACGCUCGUUGCCUUGUAUGAUGAUAAAGAACAGCAACACAGCGUCAAGACAGUCACAACUGUUUGGUGUCAAUAUUUCACGGUUGUUAUUUAAGCACCAAAAGGCUCACACUAUGGAAAUUAUGCUUAUCGUCAUUACAUCACACAUUAAAUAUCUCUUUAAUGUUA
Molecule: messenger RNA, 2063 nt
Organism: Tigriopus californicus
Lineage: Eukaryota; Metazoa; Arthropoda; Copepoda; Harpacticoida; Harpacticidae
Product: protein IWS1 homolog
Exons: 3
Coding region: 188-1438 (416 amino acids)
Biological process (GO): poly(A)+ mRNA export from nucleus
Cellular component (GO): nucleus
Source: RefSeq, a predicted model, not a curated record